AAGACAUCAGAAACCAAGUACCAGCACCACUGACCACCAAGCCACCAAUCAUGGCCGCCACUUUGCAUCUCCACCUCCUCGUGACCCUUCUUUUCGUCGCCACUCUCACCGUGGCCUCUGUUGCCGACGACUCGCCGCCGGCACCCACACCACCGGCACCGCCGCAGCCGACCGCGUACCAGAUGCUGGAGCGGUACAACUUCACGCAGGGCAUCCUGCCGCAGGGCGUGACGGGGUACGUCCUCAACGCCGACGGCUCCUUCGAGGUGUACCUCCCGGCGGACUGCAGCUUCCGCGCCGGCAGCAUGCGGGUCCAGUACAGCAGCCGCGUCGCCGGCCACAUUCAGCCGCUGUCCAUCACAUCCCUGGAGGGAGUGAAGGUGAAGGUGCUGUUCUCGUGGGUCGGCGUCAAGCAGGUCGACCGCGACGGCGACCAGCUCCGUUUCUCCGCCGGCCCUAUGUCGAAAUCGUUCCCCAUCGACACAUUUGCCAACAGCCCCCAAUGCAGCUGAGGCCCUUUGGUCGAUUGCGGAAGAAAAGCCUGUUAGUUUCAUUUUUCUUGUGUGCCUUUAGUUUGUAAUGUCAUUUUGCAAGGAUGGAUCGGUUACACAGAGAGUGCUAGGAAUCCCUAGGACGUGGUUCGAGAUCAUUCUUACUUGUAACCAAUUUGAUUGUUUUUGCUUUGAUGCCCAUUCACCAGCA
This is a messenger RNA of Zea mays, 702 nucleotides long. RefSeq lists its product as uncharacterized. The transcript has a single exon. The record is from RefSeq and is marked predicted. NCBI's taxonomy places the organism in Eukaryota, Viridiplantae, Streptophyta, Magnoliopsida, Poales, Poaceae. Bases 51 to 512 code for a protein of 153 amino acids.